Molecule: messenger RNA, 714 nt
Organism: Rhizophagus irregularis DAOM 181602=DAOM 197198
Lineage: Eukaryota; Fungi; Glomeromycota; Glomeromycetes; Glomerales; Glomeraceae
Source: RefSeq, a predicted model, not a curated record
GUAACUCCUUCUGUAACUCCAGCACAGACUGCAAUUAAUAGCAGAAAAGACCGUAAAUUAAAGAGACCAAUGAAUGCAUUCUUGAUCUUUAAUAAAGAAAUGCGUCCAAGAGUGUUGGAAACGAAUCCUAAUAUGACUGUGGCUGAAAUUUCAAAAACAAUUGGUGAAAAUUGGCGUGGAAUGUCUGAAGAACAAAGAGAGGUUUAUCUUGAAAAAGCUAGAAAUUUGAAAAGUGAAUUCCACGAAUCAAAUCCAGAUUUUGUAUAUACACGUCGAUCAAAAGCUGAACUCGCGGCAGCAGGUCAUCAUAGUUAUUCUAAGAAACGUAAUUUCGGACAAGUUGAUCAAAGUGAAGAAUCAGAUGAUGGCGGUGAACAUCCACGUGGAACUUCGCAUAGUAAUCAUACCGAUGCUCCACCAGCAGGAUCUCCAGCUAAAGAUCCUCGAGGACGUAAGAAAAAGCGAAAUCGACAUCCAACUGCGCCAAAACAUCCAAUGUCAGGAUUUUUGUUCUAUGCAUUAGAAAUGAGACCACACGUUGCAGAACAAAAUCCUGGAAGCACGGUUGGGCCUAUCAGUAAAAUUAUUGCAAGCCAUUGGAAGAAUUUAACCCCUGAAGAACGAGCAAAAUGGGAGAAGCAAGCUUCUGAUGAUAAAGCAAGAUAUGCUAGAGAGAUGGAAAUAUAUUUACAAGGACAAAAGGAUGAGGAAUGA